Molecule: messenger RNA, 2885 nt
Organism: Cuscuta campestris
Lineage: Eukaryota; Viridiplantae; Streptophyta; Magnoliopsida; Solanales; Convolvulaceae
Source: the annotation of a GenBank genome assembly
CACCCUCUGUGUCAUCUGCUUCUGUGUACUUGUGACAGAGAAGUGUUAUAGCACACUGUCUGUGUCAUCUGUUACUGUUACAGUGAUGCAGCGUCUUCUCUGCAGCAUAGUGGAUUGAUUUGUUUGCAUAGCUCUUAAUUGGUGAUUUCCGCUGCGCCCCCACGAACUUACACUUUGCACGGAUCGCAGGGCUGCCCAUCCGAGGCGACGACAUCGCAACAUAUGGUGGCGAUGAUUGGAUCCUCAACAACGAGGCGGUGGUCAUCCGAGAGCUUGGGAUCACCAACCUCAUCCGUCACAGCGGCACACCAACAAUCCACUCAGCCCCGCCGGAGAAGCGUCUUCUUCUCUACAUCCUCACCCGAAUUCUUCGCCCCCGGGACAGUAGCCACACGUCUCUCUUCAAUGAGGAUCUCAAGGCGGUUCAUGCUAUCACCCAUGGCGCCUCGAUCAAUUGGGCAAAAUACGUCAUGAUUCACAUGGCGGAUUGCGCCUCCAUCGCCACCGAGAGGAGUUGCCAUACGCCUUUCUCAUCAUGGAUCUCAUUGUUGCCUCCGACAUCCACAUCGCCGGCCCGGAUACGAAGAUGACGAAGAUUUGGAUCAUCCAAGACAGCACCUUCCGGAAGAAAUCCAGUGACAGAACCGGCGCAGGACCAAGUCGGCCACCAGCCCCCGCUCCCGCCAAGGCCUCCUUACAGUCCAUAGCCGAUACCCUGAAUCGGCUAACCAUCACCGUGGACGGCAUGGGCCAAUACUUGGAGCGGAUGGAUACCACGCUGCAACGCCAACACCACGACAUGAGGGCGUUCUUCCGCGGCAUCAACUACGUCCCGCCGCCCUUUGACAACACCUUCCUCGGCCAAAACUAUGAAGGCGAGGACGAGGAGGAUAACUCAUAUGCUCCGUCCUCCUCCUCCGACGAGGCCGACUUUGAGGACGCGGUCGACGGGGAUCCCAUGGACGUCGAGGACGACGAGGAUGCUGAUGACGAUGACAAUGACAACGAGGACGAUGACGCUAAUGCCUAGACUCUUCCUUUCUUUCCUUUCCCUAGUUUGAUUGUUCUUUAUUUUCAUUCCGUUGUAUUCCGCUUUUUCCCUGCUUUUAAAUGAAUAAAAGUUCACUUUUAAGUCUAAAGUUUACUUUCAUUCUUUUUGUUAAUGUCAAAAGGGGGAAGAUAUAAAGGUUAUACAUAAUUUGAGGGGGUAUUUUUACUUUGUUAAAAAUAAAAUGGCAUCUAUUAAGGGAUAACAUUUUUUUAAACCAAUCCUCAUAUGCAUAACCUCAUCUCGUUUGCCAUUAUCAAAAAAGGAGGAAAUUGUUGAAACACGGGCUUGUCACGUUUUUCGUACUAAAGCCGUGUUUGUUUUUAUGACAGGUUUUGAUAAUGCCAAACCGCCGUGAUCUCAAGUCCAACAUUGAAUAUACAAGGCGAAGAACGAAGAUAAGAACAAGAGCUAAACGAAGACCAAGAACGAAGACCUUAGUCUUAGUAUCGUUGAGUCGGUCUUUGUUGUGAUCAAGACCGACCCAAUCUUUACACCUUGGCUCUUUAGGCUAAAAUCUUUCAUUGCAUUUCUUACAUCAUAAAAAUGCUUUUCAAACAUGUGUAAAUCUUUAAAAAAACACUUGGUGUUCGCCCAAACCAAAAACCAAGCCAUCCAGUGUUCGGCCUUUCGGAAACCAGCGUUCGGCUUUCGGUUAUCGGCAUUGGUUUUUGGCAGCCAAACCAACCAAGUGGUUUUUAGUAUUUUAUGAUUUUUUUUCACUCUUUGGCAUGUUUAAACGGUUCUGCAACAAAAACACUUUGAAAACCAUCUUUUGCUUUUGGUCGUUUGACAAAAACCACGCAAAACGGCAUAAACUUGGCUAGCCGUGGUUUUUACUCAAAUGACGUGGUUUUUAAAGUAACUCACUUGAUUUCUUAGCCAAAUACAUCAAAUAAGUGUUUCAAACACUUGAUUUUUAUUUUGGAGAACUUUGGAUUUUUCGGUCGGUUUUUGCAUCGGUUGGCUAGGCCGUGGUUAAGGCAAAGACCAUGGGUUUUGGCUAACCACCCACCCAGCGAUGGGAAGAUCUUCCCAUCGAUGGGUAAGCGGUCCCUAAGCCAAACCAACUUCCAGAACCAUGCCAAACAGCGAUGGGAAGUUCUACCCAUCGCUGCUAAAGCCUUGGUGCAACAUUAACACAAGGCAGAACGACCUUGCCCAGCGAUGGGAAACCUAUCCCAUUGAUGGGAACCCAGCGAUGGUAAGGACUAAGGAUAUACCAUCGAUGGGUAGGCAUGACCGUUGAAAGUCAUUUAAGGUUGAUUCUUUCCUUGUUUGGAAGUCAACCUCCCACCUAGCGAUGAGAAGCUUGUACCCAUCGAUGGGUAGGUAACCGUUGGCUUCAAAAUUGAAGGAAAAUUGGCUUACGAGCGAUGGGUAAGUUCCUAACAUCGAUGGGAAGCCAAUAUCCUGCAGAUCCCAAAUUUAUUCAAUCCCAUAAAUCAAGCCGAUCACCCCUUAAAUAUUUUGAUCCGUUGGAGCCUACUUUGGCACUAUAAAAAGGGGUGUUUGGGUCUGCUUUUCUCACCAAUUCACUUCACAAUUCUCCUACUUUCAUUGCAUUCAAACAACAUUUAUUUUCAUAGCUUUUUAGAGCCAAUUCGUGUGAAGUUGGAGUUGUUCUUGAGCGUACUUAGUUUACUCAUUAUCUACUUUAUAAGAGAGUCUUGUUCUUGAGUGUAUUUGUGUUCUUAGACACGUUGAGAGAAAGUAUUUCUCUCGGUGGAUUCAAAGGAAGGGUUGUUUCCUUUGAAGGAUUCGUUGAGGUUCGUGUGACUCGAACUCUCAAGUUGUAAGGGUUUGUUAAGCACCGUUAAGCUUAAUGAGUUAGUAG